Molecule: messenger RNA, 1007 nt
Organism: Fragaria vesca subsp. vesca
Lineage: Eukaryota; Viridiplantae; Streptophyta; Magnoliopsida; Rosales; Rosaceae
Product: 60S ribosomal protein L13a-4-like
Exons: 4
Coding region: 88-708 (206 amino acids)
Biological process (GO): translation; negative regulation of translation
Cellular component (GO): cytosolic large ribosomal subunit; ribosome
Molecular function (GO): mRNA binding; structural constituent of ribosome
Source: RefSeq, a predicted model, not a curated record
ACCCCAAAACCCUAACGCCUUCGUCCCCCAUUUCUCAACUCCGCAGCCGCUUAGGGUUAGAGAGAGCACUAGAGAGCUGCUUCAACAAUGGUGUCGGGGUCAGGAAUCUGCGCCAAGCGCGUGGUGGUGGACGCGCGUCACCACAUGCUCGGCCGCUUGGCUUCCAUCAUCGCCAAGGAGCUCCUGAACGGCCAGAAGGUGGUCGUCGUUCGCUGCGAGGAGAUCUGCAUCUCCGGUGGACUUGUGAGACAAAAGAUGAAGUACAUGCGCUUCUUGCGUAAGCGCAUGAACACCAAGCCCUCUCACGGCCCCAUUCACUUCCGCGCCCCUGCCAAGAUCCUCUGGCGCACCAUCCGUGGGAUGAUUCCACACAAGACCAAGCGUGGAGCUGCCGCUCUUGCCCGUCUGAAGGCCUAUGAGGGAAUUCCACCUCCUUAUGACAAGAUUAAGAGGAUGGUUAUUCCUGAUGCUCUCAAGGUCUUGAGGCUACAAGCAGGACACAAAUACUGUUUGUUGGGCAAGCUUUCCUCAGAGGUUGGAUGGAACCACUAUGACACUAUCAGGGAGCUUGAGAAGAAGAGGAAGGAAAGGUCUCAGAUUGCAUAUGAGAGGAAGAAACAGCUUAACAAACUGAGAGUCAAAGCAGAGAAGGUUGCUGAGGAGAAACUUGGUCCUCACCUAAAGAUAAUUGCUCCUAUCAAGUACUGAGCAGUAAACAUCUUGCUUUAAGAUGAAAAUGUUGUGAACUGAGUGGAGAUUGUUUUCCUAAUGAUACUUCAUUUUUGUGUUUGAUGGUUAAAGAUGGUUGUAAUUUUGUAUGCCAGCCUUAUUUAUAAAUUAGUGGAGUUUUCCAAUUCAAUUGGAUGUUCAUUCUAGAUUUUCCUAAAUGUUGUGAUCCCAUUUUAAACACCAUCUUGGUAUGCUAUAGAAUGCGGCUUUGUUGAUAUCCUACCGAUCAUUUGUAGUGAUAUGUUAUGCAAAUCCUCUGUCCUGAUGCACAUGGGCCG